CGUGGUUCGAGAAUCAAAUUUUUGACCCGGCCACUGUAAAAAAGUAGAUUUAACAAUGGAAUGAUGAAGAGAUAAAACACACAAAAAAACUUAACUUAACCAGGACUUGAAAUGUUUUGUUUACUUCGCAAGACAUGUCGUGGGUCGUUAAAUCACACGAUAAAUUUGUUCACUCCUAUCCUGAAAAAACAUUCGAGUCCGGCGGUCGCGCUACAAAUGCCAUUUCCAGAUAACAACCAACAGAAACGAAAACCCCCGAUAGUGAUAAAGUGUAAGAACGAAUCACUUAAUCACACUGCCGGUCAAACUUACGAAAAAUUUAAGCCAUUACCACUGGCAUCCAAGGGAUGGCACCAUGACAAAUCCAUCGGUGACUAUUUUGUCAUUUACCCCAAUUAUACUCAGCCUGAGCCCGCGCUGGACAAUACGGAUUCGGCGUCAUUCGAGAAUUUUGACUUGGACAAACAGCUGAUCGAGAAUCUAAGAACAAAUCAUAUCGGUAAUCCCUCGGAAAUUCAGAAUAAGGCCAUCCCCGCUUUGCUGUCCAGAAAGAACUGUAUCAUAGCUGCAGAAACAGGAUGCGGCAAAACGCUGGCCUACCUACUUCCUCUGCUCCAACAAAUAUUCCAUUGGAAAAAGCUGGCAACUCGCAACAUGAACGAGCCAUUAGGAUUGAUUAUAGUACCGUCAAGAGACUUGGCACAACAGAUCGCGAUGGUUGCAAAGAAAUUUUCUGCCGGCAUGAAUAUUAAGACACAUGUCUUAAUCGGUGGACACACGAAAAAAAAGAUGCUUAAUCCUGUAGUGGACGAUAUUGAUCUGUUGAUUGGAUCUCUUGGAAUUAUUAGUAAAUUCAUGACCACAAGCAUACAGAAAACCUCAUCCAUACGGCACGUGGUAAUUGACGAGGCUGACACCUUGUUCGAUGAUAGCUUCAGCGAAAAAGUUCUUCACAUAUUGAAGAAAAUCACUUUCAAUUCACCUGAGAUGAAAACUUCAAGCGAACUACCAGGUACCGCCCAAUUGACCCUGGUAUCGGCAACGAUGCCGAAAGACUUACCUGUGACGUUGGAGGCAGUCAUUGAUACCGAUUCCCUUGUGCGGCUGACAACGGAAAAAUUGCACCAGAUUUUGCCCCAGGUACGGCAAAAGUUUUUGAGAGUUGCUAACGCGUCUCGUUCAAUCGAAAUGUUGAAAAUCGUGAAGAACAAUUCGGAGAAGAAAUAUCAAACACUGAUUUUUUGCAACACCAAGAAGUCUUGUGAAUGGGUGUACCUGUUUUUAAGCGAUAUGAGUGUGAACUGCUCCUACACUCAUGGCACCUUACCGGCGAAAGUGCGGUUGGAUAGAUUUGCUGAAUUUCAGAGGGGUCACACCUUCGUUCUCGUUACGACUGAUGCUUGUUCCAGGGGACUCGACACUGCGACGGUCAAGCACGUCGUUAAUUUCGACUUUCCCCUUUACACGGCCGAUUACAUUCACAGGUGUGGAAGAACCGGGAGAUUGGGUGGCGAGGCGAAUUGUCAGAUAACGAAUUUCAUCUGUAGUGACCGAGAUAUCGAAACGGUUCGAAAAAUAGAAACGUCAAUAAGGAUGGGUAAACCACUGCCGCAAGUUGACGCUAACAUCACGAAAAUCGUAAAAGAAAAUAUUGAACGAAAUAUUGCAAUAGUCAAAGGACUGAUGAACGAAAGCUCCUCCCCGCGACAUUCGGAAACAGAAGAUUAAUUCACAGUCGCAUAU
Diprion similis is the source of this 1743-nucleotide messenger RNA. It is a transcript of the gene Dbp21E2, whose product is annotated as probable ATP-dependent RNA helicase DDX28. The transcript has 7 exons. The record is from RefSeq and is a predicted model, not a curated record. Bases 112 to 1728 code for a protein of 538 amino acids. Gene Ontology annotation, molecular function: nucleic acid binding; ATP binding. Lineage: Eukaryota; Metazoa; Arthropoda; Insecta; Hymenoptera; Diprionidae.